GUUGGCGCGAGGACGGAUUUCUGGCCGUUAAGGGAAAAGCGAGCAAGUUGUUCGAUACGGCAUGAAUAGCACCGGGCCUGUGGAUAUCGACAUGGAGAACAGAGAUCCGAAUGACAUCAACAGCUAUCUGCAGGUCGGAUACGAUGACGUCAUCGCUGAGCCGGAAGACAUUCGGAGCAUCAAUUGCGCAUGGGGGCUUUCCGCUAAGUGCUUCAACUUCGGCCAGAACUGCUGCUACAAGUUUCUGUCUCUCUUCUGCGCGCCGUGUCUGGCGCUCUGCUGGGGCUGUCAGUUCGCCUGUCUCGCCUUCGACCACAUCUGGUACUGCACGCCGAUGCUAAAGGCGUUCAAACUACAGUGCACGAUGUUGCGCCAGUUCUGGUUCACAACAGUCGACUGUUUCCUCGCACCGUGCUGUGAAGCCGUCGGCCUCAUCUUCAGCAAGAUCAAGAUAAGCCGGGAAUGACGAGGUGGCCGGAGCGGCUCCAACUCAUCUCUGAUCCAUUGCUCACUCACUGUGUGCCGAAUCUUUUCAGAUCUUACGACAGUUCUGGCUAGGGCUGAUCGACUGUCUAAUAGCUCCUGCUGUGAGACAUGUGGCCUGUGCCUCGGUAACAUCCGCAUCGUUAAGUCAGAUGACUGUAGCCCCGUCACGAGGCAGAACAAAAUAGUUCGCACAACUCAAUAGAGAAGAAUAGAACUCACGUAAAAUUUUCACUUCCAAUAUUUUUUAUACUUCCUUAGCUAGAUUACAUGUGUAGGAUCACUUAUUGAUUCUGCCUAUGCACGAAUGCUGUUAUUGAUGUGGUAGUUCUGUUUAUAGGCAAGGCUGGUAUUGCAAAUUGACAAUCUGAACUAAUAGGUUUAGACAAAUCUGUUGUUAGAUUGGCCCAUGCAGCAUGAAGACUAGACAUGUUUCAUAUGCGUAAUACAAUAUGAAGCAGCAGUUUUCAUCAGACACAUGCUUUUAUUAACCCGAUUAGGUAUUCAUUUCAUCAGUGCUUUUACUAUAUGAAUUUGGCUCACAAUCUGUCCCCCAAACGUUCAUAUUUUCUCAAUGACAGUUUUACCUUGGAACUUGUUCUUAGGAUUGUCAUCGAAUCAUUGCAUUUUUUAUGUGAUAGUGAUUCAACAUUUAUACUCGUCCGUAAAAACAGUUCUGUUAAAAAAAGAAUUACACUCACAACGUAGCGUUUCAGUAGAAAAUAUUCAGCGUUCAAGAGUUUUAAACUUGAAGCAUGACUGAACUCAGUCGCUUAUAAAGCUGUUACCUGUGAUAGUUAUAAAUGAUGUGAUGAGCAUGAUGUAAUAUAAACGCACACAUUCGCUAUUAUUUGUGUCAAGCCACAUAGGACCAUGAUCAUACCCUGAUAUUAUAUAUCACAUUAGUUAUAUGCCGUUUUUACCUAUAAUACACCAGAUUACCUCUGCAUGCUCGCAGGUGAAUCACCAUCGAAAUAUCACCACCAAUUCCAGUAGCUCAAUUAGCUUUGAUAAUUCCUUUGCUAAACCUUAUAAAUCUGCUCUGCUUGUUCUCACGAGAAUAGUGCCAUGCCUUUUGAUAUCAGCUAAUUACUAGUGCCAUAAUGCUGCUAAUACAUGAGUGGAACUUUGGGAAGUUUCCAAGUGGAAGUUUUGAAAUUGGUUUCAUGAUGACAGACACGGGUGCCUGAUUUGCCCUCAAUAAAUAUUUCUAAAAACACUGA
This is a messenger RNA of Priapulus caudatus, 1706 nucleotides long. RefSeq names its product caveolin-2-like. The coding region runs from base 62 to 466 and encodes 134 amino acids. The transcript is spliced from 4 exons. The record is from RefSeq and is a predicted model, not a curated record. Gene Ontology annotation, biological process: caveola assembly. Gene Ontology annotation, molecular function: molecular adaptor activity. NCBI's taxonomy places the organism in Eukaryota, Metazoa, Priapulida, Priapulimorpha, Priapulimorphida, Priapulidae. Gene Ontology annotation, cellular component: caveola.